Protopolystoma xenopodis is the source of this 798-nucleotide messenger RNA. The record is from the annotation of a GenBank genome assembly. NCBI's taxonomy places the organism in Eukaryota, Metazoa, Platyhelminthes, Monogenea, Polystomatidea, Polystomatidae.
AUGGGCAGUUCCGACCUCGCAUGGUCUGGCUUCAUUAGCAUCGUCAGCGGAAUUCGAGCCCGUUUCCCGCGGAUUCUGGCAACGACGCCACUCCAGUUGCCAGCCACGGCUGCCCCGCCUGCCUCGCCCACCCAAUUGGUCUGCGUGGGACUCGGUCACGACUUUCUCGCCGUCGCCUGGCAACCUCCACACGGCGAGAAGUAUGCGAUCAGCUCGUACAUGGGCAAACUGACCUCGGCGAAGACCUCCUCCAGCUUUCGAACUUGGCCUGACCAGCGCAGUCACAAAUUCACGCAACUGAAGCCGGCCGAGGAGUACGAGAUCACGGUCCUGGCAAUCGUUGAUCCGAAUAUCCAAGGCCUUGGGGGCGGAAUCGGACCCUACCUCGACCCACCUCUGAAAGUGUCCACCUUACCCUCGAGUGAGCUUCUGUCUUCACGACGCCGAUGCAGCUCAUUUCGGCUCUCGAGUCUCUGUCCCACUUGGACUCUCCAGACAGGAUUUGAGCCCAUCGCCCCUUUGACUUCAUCCCAGUCGAACCUGUCAGAGCCGGAAAUUGUUGAUAAGACUCGUUUCGUUUGUACACUUGUCCGCUUGUCCGCUUGUCCGCCUCAAUCGGACCCCUCCUUUUGCACUUCUCGACAAAGUGAGCUAACUUCGAGGCGAUAUUGGACGAUGCACGAAUUGCUGUCUUUGCACAAAACUCGGGACAGUGCAAGGAUCAUGCAUCGCUCUGGGGCACAUGGUCUUGUUGGCCAUCUGCAAAUGGUACAGCUCCAGUUUGUAGAUCAAGCGUGA